CGCCCGACUAGCAUGGUGCGGCGGCCGCGCGCGCCGACAUGGGGGAGAAGCUGGAGCUGAGGCUCAAGUCGCCCGUGGGGGCCGAGCCCGCCGUCUACCCGUGGCCGCUGCCGGUCUACGACAAACACCACGAUGCUGCUCACGAAAUCAUCGAGACGAUCCGGUGGGUGUGCGAAGAAAUCCCGGACCUCAAGCUGGCCAUGGAGAAUUACGUCUUGAUCGAUUACGAUACGAAAAGCUUUGAGAGCAUGCAGAGGCUCUGCGACAAGUACAACCGGGCCAUCGACAGCAUCCACCAGCUGUGGAAGGGGACCACGCAGCCCAUGAAGCUGAACACGCGGCCGUCCAACGGGCUCCUGCGGCACAUCCUGCAGCAGGUGUACAACCACUCCGUGACCGACCCCGAGAAGCUCAACAACUACGAGCCCUUCUCCCCCGAGGUGUACGGCGAGACGUCCUUUGACCUGGUGGCACAGAUGAUCGACGAGAUCAAGAUGACCGAGGACGACCUGUUCGUGGACCUGGGCAGUGGUGUGGGCCAGGUGGUGCUGCAGGUCGCGGCGGCCACCAACUGCAGGCAUCACUACGGCGUGGAGAAAGCCGACAUCCCGGCCAAGUACGCGGAGACCAUGGACCGAGAGUUCCGGAAGUGGAUGAAAUGGUACGGGAAAAAGCAUGCAGAGUACACACUGGAAAGAGGCGACUUCCUCUCGGAAGAGUGGAGGGAGCGAAUCGCCAACACGAGUGUUAUAUUUGUGAAUAACUUUGCCUUUGGUCCUGAGGUGGAUCACCAGCUGAAGGAGCGGUUUGCAAACAUGAAGGAAGGUGGCAGGAUCGUGUCCUCGAAGCCCUUUGCCCCCUUAAACUUCAGAAUCAACAGCCGCAACUUGAGUGACAUUGGCACCAUCAUGCGGGUGGUGGAGCUGUCGCCGCUGAAGGGCUCCGUGUCGUGGACGGGGAAGCCGGUGUCCUACUACCUACACACUAUCGACCGCACCAUACUUGAAAACUAUUUCUCUAGUCUGAAAAAUCCCAAACUCAGGGAGGAGCAGGAGGCCGCCCGGCGGCGGCAGCAGCGGGAGAGCAAGAGCAGCGCGUCCACGCCCACCAAGGCCCCCGAGACCAAGGCGGCCGCGCCCCGGCCCCGCCCCCAGGACUCCGGUGCUGAGGACGAGAAAGCCGCGACGGCCGCCGUCAAGAAGCCGUCGCCCUCCAAGGCGCGCAAGAAGAAGCUGAACAAGAAGGGGCGCAAGAUGGCGGGCCGGAAGCGGGGGCGCCCCAAGAAGCUGAGCGCCUCGCACCCCGAGCGCAAGCCCCGCAAGGGCCAGACGCCGCUGGAGCUGCUGCACGCGCAGGCCGAGCCGCCCGCCGCCUCGCCCUCGCCCCAGGACGCCUACAAGUCGCCCCACAGCCCCUUUUACCAGCUACCUCCCAGCGUGCAGCGCCAGCCCCCCGACCAGCUGCUGCUGGCCCCCACCCCGCCCGCUCUGCAGAAGCUGCUUGAGUCCUUCAAGGUCCAGUACCUGCAGUUCCUGGCCUACACCAAGACGCCGCAGUAUAAAGCCAACCUGCAGCAGCUGCUGGACCAGGAGAAGGAGAAGAACGCCAGGCUCCUGGGCGCCGCGCAGCAGCUGCUCGGCCACUGCCAGGCCCAGAAGGACGAGAUCCGGAGGCUCUUUCAGCAGAAGCUGGACGAGCUGGGCGUGAAGGCGCUGACCUACAAUGACCUGAUCCAAGCGCAGAAAGAGAUCUCGGCGCACAACCGGCAGCUGCGCGAGCAGACGGAGCAGCUGGAGAAGGACACGCGGGCGCUGCGGGGCCAGAGUCUGCAGCUGCUCAAGGCCCGGUGCGAGGAGCUGAAGCUGGACUGGUCCACGCUGUCGCUGGAGACGCUGCUGAAGGAGAAGCAGGCGCUCCGGAGCCAGAUCUCGGAGAAGCAGCGGCGCUGCCUGGAGCUGCAGAUCAGCAUCGUGGAACUGGAGAAGAACCAGCGGCGGCAGGAGCUCCUGCAGCUCAAAUCAUGUGGGCCCCCUGACGAGGGCCUGGGGCCACAGCCCGGCCGGCUGCCCCCCGAGCUGGACACCUCCAAGUUCUCCCUGGCGCCCUUCAGUGGCUUGAGCCCUGAGCUCUCCCUCAAUGGCCAUGCGGCGGGCUACGAGCUGUGUGGGGCACUCAGCCGGCCCCCAUCCAAGCAGAACACCCCGCAGUACCUGGCGUCACCCCUGGACCAGGAGGUGGUGCCCUGCACCCCCAGCCACGGCGGCCGGCCUCGCCUCGACAAGCUGACAGGCCUGGCCCUGCCCGACUACACCCGCCUGUCGCCAGCCAAGCUGGUGCUGCGGCGACACCUGAGCCAGGAACCCGCGGCCGGCGCCAAGGCCUCAGGCGAGCUGCACCCCCGGGCUGAGCACGCCAAGGAGACCGGGAGCCCCGGGCUGGCCAACGGCAUGAAGCUGAGCCCGCAGGACCCGUGGCCUGCGUCCCCCGGGGCCCUGCCCACAGCCGGGGAGAAGGGCAGCGAGAAGGGUCUGAAGGAGCGUGGCUCCAGCAGCAGCGGGGAGGCCAUCACCAGCCUGCCGGUCAGCAUCCCGCUGAGCACGGUGCAGCCCAGCAAACUGCCCGUCAGCAUCCCCCUGGCCAGCGUGGUGCUUCCCAGCCGUGCCGAGAAGAGAAGCACCCCCAGCCCGGUGCCCCAGGCCCGGGAGGCCUCCACACUGGACAAAGGAGGUACAGGCAGCAAAGGCCUGUCACAAGUGCCCGCAGGCUUCUAUGCGGGCUCAGUGGCCAUCAGCGGGGCCCUGGCGGGCAGCCCGGCCUCCCUGGUGCCCGGGGCCGAGCCUGCGACCUUCGAUGAGUCCUCCAGCUCAGGGAGUCUCUUUGCCACCAUGGGCUCUCGCAGCUCCACCCCGCAGCACCCGCCACUGCUGGCGCAGUCCCGGGGCGCGGGCUCCAUCUCCCCAGCCCACCAGCUCUGUGCCAGCCCCCGGCUCGGCGGCGGCCUCCAGGGCCCCCUGCCGGACCCCAGCAAGGGGGAGCUUCCAGCGGAGGCCAGCUGCUCAGACCCCGAGAGUGACACCAAGCGACGGAUCGUCUUCACGCUGGCAGGCGGCGCCAAGCAGUCACCCUCCCACAAGCACAGCGGGCUGCCCGCAGGCGCCCCGGGCCAUGGGCCCGACAGCCGCAAGCGAGGCCGCAGGAAGAGGGCGGCGGCAGCGGGCACCCCCAGCCUGAGCUCGGGCGUGUCCCCCAAGCGCCGGGCCCUGCCGGCCGUCGCCGGCCUCUUCUCACCGUCGUCGGGCUCCCCGCUGAACCUCAACUCCAUGGUCAGCAACAUCAACCAGCCCCUGGAGAUCACCGCCAUCUCGUCCCCCGAGAGCUCGCUCAAGAGCUCCCCCAUUCCCUACCAGGACGACCAGCCCCCCGUGCUCAAGAAGGAGAAGCCGCUGGGCCCCAGCAACGGCGCCCAGUACUCGCCGCUCACCUCGGACGAGGAGCCGGGCUCCGAGGACGAGCCGGCCAGUGCCAGGAUCGAGAGGAAGAUCGCAACCAUCUCAUUGGACAGCAAGUCGCCCCCAAAGUCCUUGGAAAAUGGUGGCAGCGUGACAAGCAGGAAGGUCACCCCGGUGGGCGAGCCGGUCAACAGCAGCAAGUGGAAGGCCACCUUCUCACCCAUCUCGGACCUCGGCCUGCCCAAGGCCGCUGACAGCCCCCUGCAGGCGGGCACGGCGCUGUGCCAGGGCUCCCUGUUCGCCUUCCGGUCCCCGCUGGACGACGCGGCCGCCGAUCCCAAGCUGGCUGCGCACUCGCGGAAAGGCUUCUCUGGCCCUCUGGCGACGGGGGGCCUCAGCCCUAGCAACCCCCCCAACGGCUUCGCCUUCGCCGACCUCAGUUUACACAGCUUCAACGAUGGUGCUGGGCUGGCCCUCAAGGGCCCCGAGGCCGCCGGCCUGAGCGCCCCGCUCAGCUUCCCCGGCCCCCGCGGCAAGGAGGGCGCUGCCGAGUCGGGCUCCUUCCUGAACAAGAGACAGCUGGACGGACUGGGGGGGCCCAAGGGUGAAGCCGGCAAGGGCAAGGAGGCCGCCGAGCCGGGCCCACCCUCCGGCGGGGCCCCCGACAAGCAGGCCCUGGCGCAUGGGGCCAAGGCCGGCCGGAGUCGCGACCGGGACCGCGAGGCGGACUUCAAGGGCGGCCCCAACCUCUUCAUCUCUGCCGCUGCAGUUCCCCCUGGGGGCCUCCUCAGCGGCCAGGGCCUCAGCACGGCGACGUCGACCGCGGCGGGCAGCGCGGCCACCUCGGCGCAGACGCACCGGCCCUUCCUGGGCACCUUCGCGCCCGCGCCGCAGUUCGCCCUGGGCCCCAUGUCCCUGCAGGCCAACCUGGGCUCGUCUGUGCUCCAGUCCCUGUUCAGCUCCGUGCCCGCCGCCGCGGGCCUGGUGCACGUCUCGUCCGCCGCCACCAGACUGACCAACUCGCAUGCCAUGGGCAGCUUCUCCGGGGUGGCCGGCGGGGCCGUCGGAGGUGUCUUUAACCACGCGGUGCCUUCCGCCUCCUCGCAGCCGUUCGGAGCCAGCUUCGGCAGUGGGGCUGCAUGCCACAGCGCCGCGCUGAGCUUGGCCCCGCUGCAGGCCGUGGCCGCCGCCCCCGCCGCUUCCUUUCAGGGCCCGGCCCCCGCCGACCCGCGGCCGCCCCCGCCUCCGCCAGCUCCGCACCCGGGCCGGCCCCCGCCGGGGCCGCCCCCGCCCCGCGCUCCCGGCCCCCCUAACGCUGCCUUGCCUCCCGCCCCCGCGCUGCUGGCGUCUAACUCGGAGCCUGUGCUUCUGCAGAGCCUCGCGCCCCGCCCGCCUAACCAAGCUUUCUUGCCCCCCGCUUCUGCCGCCUCGCUGCAGCCCGCUAACGCCUCUUUGUCCAUCAAGCUCGCCUCCCUCCCGCACAAGGCCCCCCGCCCCUCCUUCACGGUGCACCACCAGCCUCUGCCCGGGCUGGCCCUGGCGCCGGCCGCGCCCGGGAUCCCGCCCGGCAGCAGCGCGGGGCCGCCCGCCGUGUGGGUUUCCCUGGGCAUGCCGUCUCCGUAUGCCCCGCGCCUCGCGGGGGUUAAGCCGCGCUAAAGACUUGCUUAGCU
Sorex fumeus (smoky shrew) is the source of this 5119-nucleotide messenger RNA. RefSeq names its product DOT1 like histone lysine methyltransferase (gene DOT1L). Gene Ontology annotation, molecular function: histone H3K79 methyltransferase activity. The transcript has 27 exons. Gene Ontology annotation, biological process: DNA repair; heterochromatin formation; regulation of transcription regulatory region DNA binding. NCBI's taxonomy places the organism in Eukaryota, Metazoa, Chordata, Mammalia, Eulipotyphla, Soricidae. Gene Ontology annotation, cellular component: nucleus. The record is from RefSeq and is a predicted model, not a curated record. Bases 39 to 5105 code for a protein of 1688 amino acids.